Molecule: messenger RNA, 1343 nt
Organism: Trifolium pratense (red clover)
Lineage: Eukaryota; Viridiplantae; Streptophyta; Magnoliopsida; Fabales; Fabaceae
Exons: 5
Coding region: 87-1217 (376 amino acids)
Source: RefSeq, a predicted model, not a curated record
ACCUAGUUAAAAAUGGAGAGUUCCAUCUCACAAGUAACUCAUCCAACAUCUAAACCACCAUUGAAUUAAUAUUAUUCUGUUCUACAAUGGCCACGGGAGUUAACAGAAAGAUUUCUGCAGCAUCAGCUCGUUCUCACUCCAGGAGGGCCAACAAAUCAUCUUCUUUUCAGCUUCCUGCUGGAAUACUUAGAACAACACUGGCAGUGUUGUUUAUUGGAUUUCUAGCAUGGGCUUAUCAAGCUGCUCAACCUCCGCCUCCAAAGAUAUGUGGCACUCCUGAUGGACCACCUAUAACGGCGCCAAGAAUCAAACUAAGAGAUGGAAGACAUUUGGCAUACAAAGAGCACGGUGUUCCAAAAGACGAAGCAAAGUAUAAAAUCAUCUUUAUCCAUGGUAUCAACAGUUGCAGACAUGACACCGUGGUUGCCGACACUCUAUCACCUGAUAUUGUGAAGGAAUUGGGGGUCUACAUUGUAUCUUUCGACAGACCUGGUUAUGGAGAAAGUGAUCCUGAUCCAAAUCGUACGUCAAAGAGCAUUGCUUUGGAUAUUGAGGAGCUUGCUGAUCAGCUGGGAUUGGGAUCCAAAUUCUACGUCGUUGGUUUUUCCAUGGGUGGACAAAUUGCUUGGAACUGCCUUAAGUAUAUACCUCACAGGCUGGCAGGUGUAGCGCUCUUAGCCCCAGUCGUCAACUACUGGUGGCUUGAUCUUCCUGCAAACUUAACUGCAGAAGUCUAUUCCCAAACGAAAUUACAAGACCAAUGGGCACUUCGUAUUGCUCACUACACGCCAUGGCUAACGUACUGGUGGAACACACAAAGGUGGUUCCCGAGUUGUAGCGUCCCUUCUCAUAGUCCAGAUAAUUUUUCAAAACAAGACAGAGAGCUUUUAUCUAAGUUGUUGGGUCAUAAAGGGAAUUAUGAGGCACAGGUAAGACAGCAAGGUGAACAUGAAAGUAUCCACCGUGACAUAAAUAUUGGAUUUGGAAGCUGGGAAUAUACUCCAUUGGAUCUUCAAAAUCCAUUUCCAAACAAUGAAGGUUCUGUUCAUCUUUGGCAAGGAGAUGAUGAUUUGUUGGUUCCUGUUACACUACAACGAUACAUUGCAAGAAACCUUCCAUGGAUUCACUAUCACGAACUUACAGGUUCGGGCCACAUCUUCCCUCACGGGGACGGUAUGAGUGAAGCUAUUAUUAAGUCACUUUUAGGUGUGAAGUAGGCUUCUGUAUCGAUCAUUGCAUUCCAUUUUGUAAAUGUCCAAACUUUGAUGAAUGCAGUUAAUAAACUUUGAGCAAAAACUACAAUCUUAAAAGAGUUGAAUUAAUCUCAUAUUGGCUUAAAAUAA